Vicia faba (fava bean) is the source of this 822-nucleotide messenger RNA. The record is from the annotation of a GenBank genome assembly. Lineage: Eukaryota; Viridiplantae; Streptophyta; Magnoliopsida; Fabales; Fabaceae.
AUGGCUGAUAGAGUUCACCCAAACGCCUCUCCACUCUCAAACGGCUCCCCAACGCCGUCGUCUGAGAAAACACCGGCGUCAGUUCCACCCGCUCCCAAAGCAGCUCCAUCCGCUACCAAAGCACCUCCACCGGCUGGGACCUAUGUCAUCCAGGUUCAAAAGGAUCAGGUCUACCGCUACCCUCCGCCAGAGAAUGCCCGUCGUUUUGAUAACUACACUCGCCGGAAAAGCAGUAGAUGCCGCUGCUGUCGUUGUUUCUGUUGGUUCAUCGGUGUUAUUUUAACUCUAGCCGUCCUCCUCGCCAUCGGCGCCGGUGUUUUCUACUUGGUGAUCCGUCCGGAAGCGCCUAAGUAUUCAAUCAACCGCGUAUCUGUCCAGGGAAUGAACCUCACCACGCGGUCUCCGAUCUCGCCGGAGUUUGACGUUUCUGUUAAUGCUGAUAACGGUAACCGUAAGAUCGGAAUCUACUACAACAAGGAUAGCACUGUUGAAUUGUUUUACAGAGGCGUUAAACUCUGUAACGGCGCGUUACCGGCGUUUUAUCAGCCGUCUAAUAAUGUAACGGUGUUUGAGACGGUAUUGAAAGGAAACAACGUAGAGGUGGCGGGAUCGGAUCGGAAUGCGUUACUGAAUGCUGUUAAGAAGCAGAGUGUGCCGUUGACGUUGAAGCUGAGGGUGCCGGUGAAAUUCAAAGCGGGAUCUGUUAAGACGUGGGCGUUCCACGUUAAGGUUCAGUGUGUUGUGACGGUGGAUCGGUUAACGGCGAAAGCGAAGAUUGUUAGCAGAGAUUGCAGUUACGGAUUGGAUCUAUGGAACUGGUGA